Molecule: messenger RNA, 357 nt
Organism: Penicillium roqueforti
Lineage: Eukaryota; Fungi; Ascomycota; Eurotiomycetes; Eurotiales; Aspergillaceae
Exons: 2
Coding region: 1-357 (118 amino acids)
Source: RefSeq, a predicted model, not a curated record
AUGCAUCUCAGUAUGCGCAGCAAGUUGCACGAGAAAAACACCACCACCACCACCACCACCACCACCCGCAGCGCCAGUACCAAGCACGCGCUCUCCCAACUGCCAAGCAUUCUGGUGAUCCUGUUCCUGGUAACACUGUGGUUCCGUCAGCGCACACCUGCCCAAAAGCGGAAGUUGAAGACCCGCAUGCAAAAAGAGCGCCUCGUACGCCGUCUGCGCGCAAAGCGCACAUACGAUGACCAUGUUGAGCCGCGGUCUAUGGAGGUCAUGCCGAAGACGGCGGGUUUCAGGGUUGUUGUUGAAGCUUGGGAGAUUGAUGCUACUGUGCCUGAGAAGUCGUGCUCUGGGAUGGUGUAA